Diprion similis is the source of this 8522-nucleotide messenger RNA. RefSeq names its product fibrillin-3-like. Gene Ontology annotation, molecular function: calcium ion binding. Lineage: Eukaryota; Metazoa; Arthropoda; Insecta; Hymenoptera; Diprionidae. The coding region runs from base 196 to 8310 and encodes 2704 amino acids. The transcript has 22 exons. The record is from RefSeq and is a predicted model, not a curated record.
AAUGUGAUCAGGGAAAUUUUUGACCGAUCGAUUUCGGUCAUCGGUUCAAUUUGUCGCGAAAAAUCGUUGCACAUUUUCAAGAACUUGCAGUCGAAAAUGUAUCUUUUCGUUCGAAAUUUCGAUUAGAAUGAUCGUGAGUCGAAUGGUGAUCAGAUUAUAGUGGAGUGAAAAGUUGCAUGUGCCGAUAAUAAGACGAUGACUUAUCGAACCGUGAUUCUUGGACUCAUCUUUUUUUCUGCCGCAGCAGGGGUUCUCGGAGGCUGUCCAUCGGUGGAACCGCCGCAAUGGGGUUCCGUGAAGGAGCGUGUCCUUGGUUCGGGAUCCCUGCAGACGAUCUAUUCCUGCGAGCCAGGUCACAAACUUGUAGGACACAGGGUCCUUACAUGCGUCGACGACGGGUGGGAUUACCAAGUACCAAAAUGCAUCCUUAUCGAUGAGGAUAAGUCCGAGUCCAAAGUUGGAAAAGACGUUUACCUCGGAGAUGAUCCGUCGACGCUCGAUUCCUUGAGCCUGAAACGGCAGCUGGCGCGACGGAGAAUUAGCGAGAUAAAGAGGCGGAAGAUGCGGAAGAAGCCGGCCGAAAAUUCGCAAUCCGAAGCCCCGGUUGCGAGCCGUCGCGCUGAGUUGAACGAGACUUUAUCCUCCAGGCUGGAUUUGAGCUGUUCAACGAAAGGCAGGAAACGGGGUCGUCUGCAGAAGGCUCCGCGGGUGGAAAACGCCUAUCCGGCGAAAUACGCGAGGAAGAAGAACAUCCGUCCUCCGCACAACGUCUAUCUCAUUGCUGUUUACGACUGUGAGGAAGGAUUCGAGCUCAGGAAUCACGAGGCUGAUCGUCUAUUUUGCAGCGAUAAAGAAUGGGUCGGGACUCUGCCGGAAUGCGUCAAAAAGCCCGAAUCCUUACCGAUGAGCUUGAGGCGCUGCAACGACGACAGAGGCGGUUGCGAUCACAUAUGCGAGGAUACGCCGACUGGACCGAAAUGCUCCUGCUUCGAAGGGUUUCGAUCAGAGGGUCCCAGCUGCGUCGACAUCGACGAGUGUGCCGAUGGGACAGCAGGAUGUGCAGACCUGUGUCACAAUGAUCCUGGCUCAUUCCGGUGCGACUGCCAUCCGGGAUACCAGCUGGAUGUAGAUGCUCGUUCUUGUCAAGACGUGAACGAGUGCCUGUUGAACAAUGGCCACGGACCCUGCCAGGGAAGCUGCCGCAACUAUAAUGGCAGCUAUGAAUGUGCCUGCACGGAUCUUCCAGGUUAUAAGCUUGCCACGGACAAUCACACUUGCGAAGAUAUCGAUGAGUGCGCGGAAGGAAACGCGGGAUGCUCACAUACUUGUCUGAACACCCCAGGAAGUGUUUUCUGUCUUUGUCCCGACGGUUACAUCCUUGCGGAAGAUUGGAAGACGUGCAACGAUAUAAACGAGUGCGAGAGCGAGAAACUCGUAUGCGGGAGGGAGAAGGAUUGUCAAAACACGCUGGGAUCUUACAAGUGCACAGUGAAGCCGAAUAAGAUAACGAAACUGCUUCAGGAUGAGGACUACGAUGCCGAAGAUGACGACGAAGAUCAGUACGAUGACUACGAAGAGGGAAUCACGGAUAUACCGGAUAUCGGGGAGUGUUCUGACGGGUUCAGGAGGAACGACGAAGACGAAUGCAUCGACAUCGACGAGUGCCUGGAGGGUGACGAGGGUGAGCCUCACGGCUGCGAACACGAGUGCAUCAACGAGCUUGGAAGUUACACUUGCGGCUGUCGACCCGGCUACGAGAUUGAAAAUGACGGACAGAGCUGCAAGGAUGUGGAUGAGUGCACCGCUGGAGUUUCUCCGUGUUCACAUACCUGUACAAAUGCCGAAGGGUCCUACCAGUGCGCUUGUCCAUCUGGAUUCAAUUUGGGUGUGGACAACAGGACCUGCGAGGAAGAGAAAAAGGAGAUCGAACCCAAGAAGGACUGCGAUAAUAUGGAGCAGAAGUGUGCCCAAAAUUGCGAGAACACGGAAGACGGUCCCAAGUGCCAAUGUAAAUCAGGCUAUACACUCGAUGAAAAUGGUCACACGUGUACCGAUGUGGACGAGUGUUUAACAAACGUUCACCAGUGCUCUCACCAUUGCAUGAACGAGGAAGGUAGCUAUCGAUGCAAUUGUUCGCUGGGUUUUUCCUUGGGCGAAGAUGGAAGAACUUGUCAGGAUGUUGACGAGUGCUCAAUGAAAGUUCACGAGUGUUCGCACAAUUGCAGUAACAGUGACGGUGGCUACACGUGCAGCUGUCCUUUAGGUCUUAUGAUAGGUUCGGAUGGAAGAACCUGCGAAGAUAUAGACGAGUGUGCCGAGGGUGGGCAUAACUGUUCACAUGAAUGCGUCAACGAAUAUGGUUUCUUCAGAUGUGCGUGUCCGACGGGAUGGUCACUGGGCACGGAUGGGAUGACAUGUGAGAAGAACAGCAGUUGCGACGGUUUGAAUUGCCCACAAAAAUGCGUGAUGGAAGAAGGAGCGGAGACGUGCUCCUGCUCCGUGGGUUUUACCGUGGCGAAAGAUGGAAGGACGUGCGAGGACCUCGACGAGUGCGCAGCUGACGAGCACGACUGUUCUCACGAUUGCGAAAAUACACAAGGAAGUUACAAAUGUAUUUGUCCGGAUGGACUUAAGCUUCUUGGGGAUGGAUUGACUUGUGGGGACGAUGCGUGCCCGGAAGGUUUGCGUCAAGACGAGAACGGUGAGUGUCAGGACAUCGAUGAAUGCGCGGAAGAGGACCACGACUGUUCUCACGAAUGCGUUAACGAACAAGGAACAUACCGGUGUGUCUGUCCAAAAGGAUGGACUGUUGGAGAGGAUGGAGUUACGUGCGAGAACUCAGAUCCAUGCAUUGGUGCGCCCUGCUCCCAUGAAUGUGUUCAGGAUGGUAACAGUUAUCGUUGCAAAUGUCAGUCAGGAUACAGACUCAAGGAUGAAGGAGCAGAAUGCGAGGACAUCGACGAGUGCGCGACGGAUGCUUUGAUACACGGCUGUUCGCAUGGUUGUGUUAACACACCAGGAGGUUACACCUGCACUUGUCCUUCGGGAUUCUAUUCUCUCGACAACGAAAAGUCAUGUCAGGAUAUAAACGAGUGCGAGGACCAGGAUUUCAGGCAUAAGUGUUCGCACGGUUGUGUAAACACUGUUGGAAGCUACAAUUGCACUUGUCCAACCGGAUGGAAACUAAGUGUCGAUAACAAAUCUUGCGAAGUUCAUAACCCGUGUAUUAAUGGUUCGCACGGAUGUUCUCAUGCCUGUGAACACGAGGAUGGAGAGGUUCGCUGCGGGUGUCCGGAAGGCUUCGAACUCGGUACGGACAAUAAGACUUGUCAAGACUUUGACGAAUGCACCGAUCAAACCGUUCAACAGUGUUCGCACACCUGCGUCAACGAAGUAGGGAGUUUUCACUGUGAGUGCGGCUCUGGCUUCACCUUGGGAAAGGAUAAUCGAACCUGUGAGGAUAUCGACGAAUGUUUAGGUGACCACGGAUGCUCUCACACUUGCGUGAACGAGGUUGGAGCCUACGGUUGUGACUGUCCCGACGAGUACGACCUUGGAGAGGACGACAGAACUUGCGAACCCCUGAAUGGUUGCAGUUUAGGACACGACUGUUCACACACGUGCGUCAACGACGCGGACAAUGAUUAUAGAUGCGAGUGCCCUCAGGGCUACGAGCUUGGAGACGAUGAAAGAACUUGUCGAGAUAUUAACGAGUGCCAAAUUGGAAACACGUGUAGUGAUAGCUGCAUUAAUACUGAGGGGUCAUACGAGUGUUCAUGUCCAGAGGGAUUGCGCCUGUCAAAUGAUUCCAUGACGUGUGUUGAUCAUGACGAGUGCACCGAGGAUCACGGAUGUGCAGAUAUCUGCGUGAACGAGCAUGGCAGUUUUCACUGCGCUUGUUCGACGGGAUAUUCGCUUGGUGAAGAUGGUAAGACGUGCCAAAUAAUUGACAAGUGUUCCUCGCUUGGUAAGGCCUGUUCUCAUAAUUGUGAGAGUGAUAAUGACGGCUACAAGUGCGUCUGUCCGUCGGGUUACUCCCUUUCCGAAAACGGGACCACGUGCGAGGAUAUAAACGAAUGUGCUGAGGAAGAGAACGAGUGCUCGAACGAGUGCGUGAACCUCGAGGGCAGUUACAAGUGUUCCUGUCCUAGUGGCUACGCGCUGGGAACGGAUCUGCAUACGUGCGAAGACAUUGACGAGUGCCUGAAGAAAAUACACGGAUGCUCGCACGAGUGCGAAAACUAUGACGGUGGGUAUUCCUGUUACUGCCCGGAGAGCUUAACCAUCAGCAAUGACAACAAGACGUGCAUAGACUUCAACGAGUGCCUGGUUGAGCACAAUUGCAGUCACAUAUGUAUCAAUGUUUUCUCGGGUUAUAAUUGCGCAUGCCCCGAAGGACAUGAACUUCACGAGGAUGGACGUACCUGUCGCGAGAUUGACUUUUGUGGAUCAAAUCACGGAUGUUCGCAUACGUGCGAAAGCUCCGAUGGCGGGUUCAGGUGUGAGUGUCCAAUCGGAUUCAUACUUGGAACGGAUAAUAAAACAUGCGAGGACAUCGACGAAUGCAUGCAGGAAAACAACGUCGAAGAUCUUUGUUCUCACGAAUGUUUCAACACUCCUGGAAGCUACAGGUGUGAAUGUCCUGUGGGAUACAAGACUGGCAAGGACGGUAGAACAUGUGAGGAUAUCAACGAAUGCGUAAAGAACAACGGAGGGUGCUCGCAUCUUUGCGCGAAUACCGACGGCGGAAUGGAGUGUGCCUGUCCAGAGAACUACAGUCUGUUAGAGGAUGACGGUAAGACGUGCAUAGAAAUCGACAAGUGUUUUAUCGAUAACGGCGGGUGCUCACACUUUUGCGACUACGACAAUGGUACUGUUACUUGCUCGUGUCCGGAAGGCAUGACUUUACUGAGCUCGGAUGAUACCAACUGCCUUGAAAAUGACGAAUGCCUUGUGAAUAACGGUGGCUGUUCGGAUAUCUGUAGCUUUGUCGAUGAUGUCGUGACUUGCUCUUGUUUCAAUGGUUACAAAUUAUCAGAAAAUGACUUUGUGACCUGCGUUGAUAUUGACGAGUGUCACGAUAACCUUGAUAAUUGUACACACCUUUGUGUAAACUCCGACGGAGGCUUCGAGUGUAGGUGUAAUCGAGGUUUCACUAUCAAUGACGAUGAUUCGAGGCUGUGUGAUGAUACUGAUGAAUGCGCGGUGGAGAAUGGCGGGUGUUCUCAGAGCUGCGUGAACACCAUAGGCUCUUAUCAUUGCACUUGCAGAUCCGGGUACAGGCUUAACGCUGACGAUCGUACUUGUUCCGUUGCGAAUGGGUGCGGUGAAAAUAAUGGAAACUGUUCGCAACACUGUCACAACAAAGAUGGCAUUGCUGAAUGCUCCUGUUCUCCGGGGUUUAAGCUAGGUAAGGAUCGAAAGACCUGCCACGACAUCGAUGAGUGCGCAGAAUUCGAGAACGACGUUGAAUUAGGCUGCUCGCACAGAUGCAUCAACCUCCCCGGAAGCUAUCACUGCCAAUGUCCGACGGGGUAUAUCCUGCUUCCGGAGGAUAAGAAGACUUGCGUUGAUGUAGACGAGUGUCUUCGGCAAACACACAACUGUUCUCAUAACUGUUUGAACCUGCUGGGAAGUUAUAUUUGCAGUUGCUACGAGGGUCACUACUUGCACACCGAUAAUGCAACCUGUCUGGAUAUCGAUGAGUGCAACGAACGGAAUGGCGGAUGCUCAUACGGAUGCGUCAACACAGCUGGUGGAUAUCAUUGCUCCUGUCCCGAAGGGUACGAUCUCAUGAAUGACGAAAGGACUUGCAAAGACAUCGAUGAGUGCAAAAGUGGAAUAGCUCAUUGUUCACACGAGUGCCUGAACACCGCGGGAUCAUGGAAAUGCGUUUGUCCAGACGGCCACAAGCUAUCAGAUUCCGGAUUGUGCGUCGACGUAGACGAAUGCGAGAUCGGAAACGGCGGAUGUUCACACGCGUGUUUCAACAUUCCUGGUGGAGUAAGGUGCAGCUGUCCAAUUGGCCUGGAACUUUCUCUCGACGGAAGAACUUGUUCCGACGUUAACGAGUGUUUGACAAAUAAUGGCGGGUGUUCGGAGGUCUGCAUAAAUCUGGAGGGCACGUUCAAGUGCAGCUGUCGGAAGGGUUACCGCUUGUCUCAGGACUACAGGAACUGUGUCGACAUUGACGAGUGUGCUACCAAGAACGGCGGGUGUUCGGAUAUUUGCACAAACAAGAAUGGAAGUUUUCACUGUACGUGCCCGUUCGGCUACUACUUGACUGCCGACUUGAGAACCUGCAACGAUAUCGAUGAGUGUCAACUCGACAACGGCGGAUGCUCUCAUCACUGCUUCAAUACGCCAGGUUCAUACUUCUGCGAUUGUCCCUCGGGGCUUGAUUUGCGAGGCAAAGUUUGCCACUUCCCGAAUGCCUGCGACCUUAACAACGGUGGCUGUGAACAGCUGUGCAGGAGUGACAAUGGGAGAGCGAUCUGUUACUGUAAGGAAAGUUACCGAGUUCACAGUACCAACUUCUCGGCUUGUGUUGACGUCGACGAGUGCGCCAGCGGUGCACACAGCUGUGAUCAACUGUGCAUCAAUACUCCUGGUUCGUUCGAGUGUCGAUGCAGGGAUGGAUUCAUCAGAAAGAACGAUUCUUGCGUUGAUGUCGACGAAUGCCUGACUGAAGUUUGUCAAAAGAGUCGUUGCGUCAAUACUAUGGGAAGCUUUCGCUGCGAAUGCGCUUCGGGUUUCGAAUAUCGAGAGGGUAUUUGCGUAGAUAUAGACGAGUGCGCGAUAGGAACACCUUGUAGAGAUCGUUGCAUAAAUACCGAAGGAUCCUACAGAUGUGCUUGCGCUGUCGGUUUCCAGUCCGAAGGAGAUACGUGCAUCGACAUAAACGAGUGCGAGUGGAACAACGGAGGCUGCGCUCAUGACUGCGUGAACACAAUAGGCUCGUACAAAUGUACUUGCAGAGCUGGUUUCACCGUGAAUCCAAGGAAUAAUUUCCGGUGCCAAGACGUCAACGAGUGUUUGAACCGCAACACUGGCUGUAAUGGAGACUGCGUGAAUACCGCCGGAAGUUUCUAUUGCGCCUGCAGCGACGACGAGGUCCUGGCUUCCGACCAGCGAACUUGUGUGCCACGAGAAUCGCGCUGCCGAGCCAUGGAAAUACCUCGUUACGCCGACAUCAGAUGUCCUGGACAUCCUUCCAGGGCUUUGGACUAUCCGCAAGGUGCCAGGUGCCACGUGAGAUGCAGAAGAGGGUUCAGACUGGAGGGUCCGCACGUGCGGCACUGCACGCCAGGGGGCAAAUGGAACGGCAAAGAACCAUCCUGUCAGACAAUGCCGAGGCCAUUUAUCAGGUGUCCGAACGACAUCGACGUCGAACUACCAGCCAGGCGAAGCACGGCCAGAGUCUCAUUCGCACAGCCAAAGUCUAAUAUGGACUGGUGGACGUACGUCAAUGCUUCCCCCUCAUGGGGCAAGGAGCUGCACGCUGACUUGGGACCCGGCACAAACAUCGUUACCUUCACCGCGUGGUCUCCGGUUUCGAAUUACACAAGCUCGUGUCGAAUCGUCAUCCGCGUUCGAGACACGGAAAGUCCGAAGAUUAUCGGCUGCCCGAGGUCCUUCGAAGUCCGGCUGAAUCCUGGCGAGAGAUCACGGAGUAUCUUUUGGUCGGAGCCAGUCAUAACUGACAACGUCAAAGUUGAACAGACGUACAAAUCAAGGGGACCUGGACAGCAUCUGUACGCAGGAAGCCACAAUGUUCGAUACGUCGCGUCGGAUGCUGCUGGGAACAGAGCCGAGUGUUAUUUCGUGAUCCACGUACGAGAGUCUGAAAGCCGGAGAGAACAGCCGCAAAGGACUACUUUGACAAAGAUGCUGAUGUGCCCGGGUAAACCUCCUCAAGUACUCCCGACCACCUCUUAUACGUGGCAGGUUCCACCGGGGUGCUAUAUGAGGUACACAAAGACAUUCUCCGGCACAUACACCUUCCAGCACUACCACACUCUUCAGGACAGCUACCAGGAGUCAAGGGCUGCUUAUCACGAGGUGCACCCGGUACAAACCGUUCGGCGAACGCAGAUACCGUACCAGUUGGUGGACUAUCGCACAUCUCGUCAGCAGCAGUACGAAAUCGAGCUCCAACGACACCGGCAGCUACAAUUGCAGAGGCAGCAACGGCUUCAGCAACAGCCGUACUAUCAUCGAGCAAGUCCUGGACUUCCAGUAAGGCACAGAUACACGGGUCGAGGUCACGUUGAAACCAGGAUAAUACCAAGGCGCAAGUGUUGUUCGUAAUUGGAGGAUCAAGCCGAUACAUGAUGCGUGUGUACACACACGACCAAGAAGAAUGGCGACUUUCCUAUUCGUCGAUGCAAUAUGCAAAUGUCGAGAAGUUUAUCGUGUGUCCUGUUCUUGGUGCAUCGAGUCAUGAAUACGGUAACUCGAGUAUUCGAUCUGCCAACUUGUUUUGCCCAUUUUUUUUACUCACGUAAGCACAGCAGCGAAAA